UCGGGUUUCGUAGUUACGUGCGCUCCGGAUUAGUCAGGGAAGCGAGGGAGAGCGAGACGCCGCCAUGCCGUGCCUGGUCGCCCUCCCGCCGGUGGGCCGCCCCGGCCGGUGGCCGCCUUCCGCAUCAGUGCCCCGUCGCGGCCGCACCCUCGCCGCACUCCCUUGCCGCUGCCGCUGCGGCCGGCGGCACCUCCUCGGUGCCUCGUCGGCCGCCGCCCUCCUGCCUCUCCUCACCCCUCCUUCCCCCGCCGCCCCUCCCAUCGACCCCGACGUGAUGCUUGAGCGAGUACACCCGUCGCGGCCGGACUGGUACGAGGAGUUCUAUGCCACGGCCAUGGACCGGGGCAUGAAGUCAUAUGAAGCCGAGAUUGCAGGUUAUAAAGCAAAGCUCUUUUCUCAACUGACGGCUGCAGGAAAGAACAUUCUGGAGCUCGGUGUUGGAACGGGCCCUAACUUCAAGUACUAUGCAAGCGACAGUGGCUUGAGUGUUAUUGGAGUGGAUCCUAACAAACACAUGGAGGACUAUGCCAGGACAGCUGCAGUAUCUGCAGGACUUCCAUCAUCAAGCUUCACUUUCAAAAGAGGGGUUGCUGAAGCUUUGCCAGCAGAGGACAAUUCCAUGGAUGCGGUGAUUGGCACCUUAGUAUUGUGUUCUGUAAAUAACAUUGACAUGGCACUGAGAGAAAUAAAGAGAGUCUUAAAGCCUGGUGGUCUCUUCCUGUUCAUUGAGCACGUUGCUGCACCAGAUGGUUCCUUGCUCCGGUUCGUACAAGGUGCCAUUGAUCCGUUGCAGCAGUUUGUGGCUGACGGAUGCCACCUCACCAGGAGAACUGAAGAAAACAUCAGAGAUGUUGGGUUCUCGAGCCUGAGCCUGGAUAGUGUCCGCCUCUCAAAUGCAUACAUCAUUAGCCCUCACGUUUAUGGCGUAGCCUGCAAGUGAAGUUUUCCUCAAUCUUUGUAGAUAUUUGUUAAUGAUGUAUCUUCCAUCUGUAAAGCUACUAGUGAUAUUUCAAAGGCGAAGGGCGCUGUCAGCAGCAAUGGUUUGUCG
Phragmites australis (common reed) is the source of this 1048-nucleotide messenger RNA. RefSeq lists its product as uncharacterized. The record is from RefSeq and is a predicted model, not a curated record. The transcript has 6 exons. Lineage: Eukaryota; Viridiplantae; Streptophyta; Magnoliopsida; Poales; Poaceae. Bases 65 to 940 code for a protein of 291 amino acids. Gene Ontology annotation, molecular function: S-adenosylmethionine-dependent methyltransferase activity.